UCUGUUUUGAUCAUCUCUGACUUUACCAAGGUGGCCUUGACUUUACAUUAAUUUUUUCGAAGUAGUUAUCAUAAUUUAUUUGGUAAUGUUCGGAGAAUAGACUUGUUGGAGUCAAUUUGGCUACUUUAAGGAUGUAUGCUAGAUUUUAUUAAUGUAAACAUUUAACAGAAGAACCGAGUUUUUCGUCAUUAACGUUGGGUGAAAUGUAUUCGCAUACUGUGAAUGUUAGAAAAAGUGGAAUGAAGCUUGUGAAGAAGAGACCAGCUUCGUCCAUGUUCGAUGACGAUGCGGAGACGGAAGAUCUGGGAGUCGAAACUGAAGCCGAAAAGCACAUGAAAGUUUUAUUGCAGAAGCAAUUGAAUACAAAAUUAUCAAUGAAAGAGCUGUUGGCUGAACAUCGCACAUUUACAAGUCCAAGCACCUACAAUUCUCUGACUGAAUUAAUAAAAGGUACCUGUACUCUUGAAAAAUUCCAAGAACUUGAGAAAGACGAAGAAAUGCAUCAAGAGUUGCAAAGGUGUGGACUUACAGAGGAAGAAAUUAUUGACUAUCUUAUGUAUAAAUCUGGAAAGGGAAAAGCUAAGCACCUUGUUGAUCCAGUAAUAUGGCAAGAGAAUAUGAAAAGGAUAGAAGAAAAAAUUGAGGCUCAUAAUAAAGAGCUUCUAAGACCACAAGCUUUGAACAAUAUUAAAAAACUAACCAGGCAUGAAAUGGAAAUUGAGAAAACAUUGUAUGCCGGCUGUGCCGAAAAAAGUAAGUUGUCAUACUUGGUAUCUCUUGAAGAGAAUUGUGCUGCCGAAAAUGAUGAUGUGUUCAGUUAUGUAAAAAGCUUAUCAGAAAAACUUAUUGAAAAAUGUAAGAAUAAGAAAAGAAAAAAACUUAAAGACUCAAAAAAUGAAUUGAAAUUUAUGGGCCCUGAAAAUUCUAGCACAACACCAGAUUGCAAUUUUCACUAUGAUUGCAAUAUUCAUCAUGUUGUUGUUCCUCUUGAAGAAAAUGAAGUUGUUGAAAAUCGUUUGAAUAUUGAUGAAAUCAAGAACAUACCUAGAUUUCAAAAUUAUGAAGCAGGAGAUUUAAGUAAGACGCUGUAUCUGAAGAAUUUGCAUCGGAAAAUCACAGCUAAUGAACUGCGGUCUAUAUUUGGUCGUUUUGAGGAAGAAAAUAAAGACCCAGUGGAUUAUAAAAUUUGUACUGGAAAGAUGAAAGGUCAAGCUUUUGUAACAUUUACUGAUUCAAAAAUUGCUUCAAAGGCUUUGCAUUAUGCCAAUGGAUAUUUAUUGAGAGGAAAUCCUAUUAUUAUUGAAUUUGGAAAGCAAAAGGAAAAGGGAUAAGCUGUCUCAGUCAUGACAAUGAUCAUAUGAUGUCCAUUACCAUCUAAAGAAAAGAUCUGUAUCCCGUUUACAAGUGGGAAGAUAAGCCAGAAAACAAAUGUUGGCAAAGCUGAUUUUGUCUUUGUAAUAUGGCUGUGGAAUUAAUGAGUUUGCUUCAGUUCACAUUGUUUACAGCUAAAUUGAUGAACAAAGGAUUUCCCAUGAAUAUGUGAUGUUUAAAAUUCUCUAUAUUAAAUAGUAUGUGAUUUAACAGAAAGCAUAUAUCAGGGACAUAAUGUAAGUGACUAUUUCAUAUCUGUUGGUUCUCCAUUCAUUGCCUUUGGAAAAGGAUGUUAUUCAAAAGAUAAAAUUGUUAAUAAAAUUUCAUUUUAUAAUAUAAGUUUUAUUCCAUCUGAUGUAAAAAUGCAGAUAAAUAUUGCAUUUAUUAAAAAUACUGAAGCAAAGCAGAUCAAUCAGAGAGAUUUUUAUCGAGUUACUGAGGUCUGGGCACUUCUGUUAUUACUGUCAUAUUAUGUCCUCUCAAUUUUUAGCAUUUUAAUAUAUAUAUCUUCAGAUCUAGUGCUUCAUUCCUUCUCAGUAGCUGCAUUAAGAAGAACAUGAGAGAUAGCUAUAUGAAUUGAUACUUCACCAUGUACAAUGUGCUAAAACUAUGCUUAGAAACUGGCAGUCCAUGAGCCACAUGCAUUUCCCAGAGGAAAUUUUAUGUGGCCUGUGUAUACGUUACCUGUAAAUUAAUUAACAUUAUUGUGACAUUAAUUUUAUAGAAAGAAUUUGAAAAAGUUUGAUAUUAACAAUUAUGAAUCCUAUUUUACAUUUUCAUUGCCAUUAAAAAUGAAUGUAACAUCCCAGAAAAUCUGCAAACACAGGUAAUUAAUUUAUAAGUCUAAAAAAAGUAUAAUUAGACUGACAGAUGAGCAUAUACAAUGUGUGAUUUAAAAAAAAAAAUAGUUUCUAGCAGUUUUUUCCUGAAGUUACCAACUGCAAAAUCGAAAUGGCUUGAGCUGUUUUAACAAGAAAUCUAGAGUUUUAUAAAUAUUUGCAAACAAAUUUAUAUAUUUUUCCUGUAUGUAUAAAAGAAAAAAUUAAUAAAAGAAAGAGAAUAGGU
Messenger RNA from Stegodyphus dumicola, 2436 nucleotides. Its product is annotated as RNA-binding protein 41-like. Gene Ontology annotation, biological process: mRNA splicing, via spliceosome. NCBI's taxonomy places the organism in Eukaryota, Metazoa, Arthropoda, Arachnida, Araneae, Eresidae. Gene Ontology annotation, cellular component: U12-type spliceosomal complex. Gene Ontology annotation, molecular function: pre-mRNA intronic binding; U12 snRNA binding. The record is from RefSeq and is a predicted model, not a curated record.